UUUUGGGCGUGUUCCGAUGAAAUGUUUUUGUUCCAAAUUCAAACUGGUCGGUUGGGAACGGAGUUUUUGAGAGUCCGUAAAUCAGGAAGUUACAAAAUUGACCAACCGGGUCCCAAUAAAUUUAGCGUGGCCGCGCCUUGUGCCGCAUAAAGCAAAUAAUUUUAGCCUUUUUAGAUUAAAAUAUUUAACAUAUUUUAAUUUCCGACACAAAUGCAUUUUUGGCGUUCUUUAAUCAAGCAAUCUACACGUGCAGCUAUAAUUAUUCUUCCAAUAAAACUUUCAGUUGACAGCGGAGUUUGGUCAACGAAUGCGGAGAAAGGCGCUUCAUUGUAUUCUCGUUUAAAAUCUGAUGUUAUUCCUGGAACUAUUGUUUAUUUUGAAGAGAUGCCCUCCUUUUCUGAUGCAAAAUUGUCGUUAGUCAAAAAAUGGAAUGGAUUUGUUAAUUGUACGUUUGCAAGUGCCAAUCGAGCUACGAGAAUGUUUGAGAGGAAGGAAUGA
Molecule: messenger RNA, 498 nt
Organism: Meloidogyne enterolobii
Lineage: Eukaryota; Metazoa; Nematoda; Chromadorea; Rhabditida; Meloidogynidae
Source: the annotation of a GenBank genome assembly